UAAAAAGAUAAAAGUCUAUUUAGUGUUUCGGCGUUUCAGCGACAGAGGCCGAGUGUGGACUGUGGAAGAAAGCAAAAAUGGUGGGAGCCUUGUAUGGAGAAUCAAAACUCUUCUCAUCCUUUCUGGGAGUUGGUGCUAACCAUUUCCUUCACUCUCGGCUGCGUGUUCAUCAAGUCUUCGCCUAUAAUCCAGGAGGCAAACAUGUCUCAAUGCAAUUAUCCAGGACACUUUCUGGUUUGGCCAACCUUUUCAAUAGAAGAAAUUUGGACGAGAUGCAAAAUAUGAAUCGUAAACGUCUAAGACCUGGAAAAGUUUCUCCUCCUCGACCUGUUCCAGACAAUAUACCAAGGCCUCCUUAUGUCAAAUCUAGGCGACCACCUGGAAUUGCUAGUGGACCUGAGAUUCAUGAUGAGAAGGGUAUAGAGUGCAUGAGAGCUUCUGGGAGGCUUGCAGCCCAAGUUCUAGAAUAUGCAGGGACAUUAGUAAAGCCAGGUAUUAUGACUGAUGAUAUUGACAAGGCUGUUCACCAAAUGAUAAUUGAUAAUGGAGCCUAUCCAUCACCUCUGGGUUAUGGUGGCUUUCCGAAGAGUGUAUGCACGUCAGUGAAUGAAUGCAUUUGCCAUGGAAUACCAGAUUCCCGAGUUCUUGAGGAUGGUGAUAUUAUCAAUAUAGAUGUUACCGUCUAUUUAAAUGGGUACCAUGGUGAUACUUCAACAACUUUCUUUUGUGGAGAUGUUGAUGAUGAAGCCAGAAAACUUGUCCGGGUGACUAAAGAAUGCUUAGAUAAAGCAAUAUCCAUAUGCGCACCAGGAGUGGAGUUCAAGAAAAUUGGCAAAAUAAUUCAUGACCAUGCAGAUAAGCAUCGAUUUGGUGUAGUUCGACAGUUUGUUGGCCAUGGCGUUGGACGUGUGUUUCAUGCUGAUCCAGUUAUUCUUCACUUCAGGAACAAUGAUGGUGGGCGCAUGGUGUCGAAUCAAACCUUUACAAUUGAGCCAAUGCUAACUAUGGGUAGCAUAAAUCCUGUCAUGUGGGAUGAUAACUGGACUGUCGUAACAGAAGACGGAAGUCUGUCAGCACAAUUUGAACAUACCAUCUUAAUAACCGAUGAUGGAGCUGAGAUAUUAACGCAGUGUUAAACAACAGUGGAUCUCAUGGCAAGACUUUGAUAUUCCAAAUACAAGUAUUUUUCUUAUCCUGAAGCUCAUAUUCAUUUAUCACCGCCAAAUGUAUGUAUCAAAAAACAUGGAAGUUAUUUCUUGAGACAAACAGCUCUUGAAUAAUGUAUUAAAAGUUUUUAGCUUCAAUUUAGUACUUCCUUCUUACAAGGAUUUUCCUGAUCUGGUAUGUAUAAUGAUGAUGGUUCUGUUGGAGAAUUAAAGGAAGCUGAUAUGAGCAUUAGAAUGGAAAAAAA
Cucurbita pepo subsp. pepo (vegetable marrow) is the source of this 1411-nucleotide messenger RNA. RefSeq names its product methionine aminopeptidase 1D (gene MAP1D). Gene Ontology annotation, molecular function: metalloaminopeptidase activity. Gene Ontology annotation, cellular component: chloroplast. The record is from RefSeq and is a predicted model, not a curated record. Lineage: Eukaryota; Viridiplantae; Streptophyta; Magnoliopsida; Cucurbitales; Cucurbitaceae. Gene Ontology annotation, biological process: proteolysis.